This is a messenger RNA of Radiomyces spectabilis, 255 nucleotides long. RefSeq names its product thioredoxin-like protein. The annotation marks the transcript as partial. Gene Ontology annotation, biological process: cellular response to oxidative stress. Gene Ontology annotation, cellular component: cytoplasm. The record is from RefSeq and is a predicted model, not a curated record. The transcript has 3 exons. Gene Ontology annotation, molecular function: glutathione disulfide oxidoreductase activity. Lineage: Eukaryota; Fungi; Mucoromycota; Mucoromycetes; Mucorales; Radiomycetaceae.
CCACUUGUGGUAUUCUCUAAAACGUAUUGUCCGUACUCGAAAAAAGCCAAAGCGAUACUGGAUUCGUUCACUCUCAAGGAACCAUACAAAGUGGUGGAAGUAGAUUUACGGGACGACGCGGAUCAAGUCAAGCAACGAUUGGGCAGCUUGUCCGGCCGAUACACCUUCCCCAAUAUAUUUGUCAAUGAAAAAAGUAUAGGCGGAGCGGCGGAGUUGCAGGAAAUGAAUAGCCAUGGAGAACUCCACCAAUUGCUG